CUCAGAUUUCCCCAAAUAAAUUUUAUCGGUCCACCCGCACGCCCCCCGACUUUUUUUUUUUCCAAUCUUUCCUUCACUCCAACCCACGAAAAAAAUCAUCAUGUUCGCUGCCACCCGUGUCUUGUCCUCUGUUGCCGCCAAGCGUGCCUUCUCCACCUCGGCCGCUAACCUCUCCAAGGUCGCUGUUCUUGGUGCCGCCGGUGGUAUCGGUCAGCCUCUCUCUUUGCUCUUGAAGGAGAACCCCCACGUCACCCACUUGUCCCUCUAUGAUAUCCAGAACACCCCUGGUGUCGCUGCUGAUUUGAGCCACAUCAACACCAACUCCAAGGUCACUGGCCACAAGCCCGAUAACAACGGUUUGGAAGAAGCUCUCAAGGAUGCUCAUCUCGUUGUCAUCCCCGCCGGUGUUCCCCGUAAGCCUGGUAUGACCCGUGAUGAUUUGUUCAACACCAACGCUUCCAUCGUCCGUGACCUUGCUCAAGCCGCUGCCAAGCACUGCCCCAACGCUCACUUCUUGAUCAUCUCCAACCCCGUCAACUCCACUGUCCCCAUCUUUGCCGAAACCAUGAAGAAGGCUGGUGUGUUCGAUCCCAAGAAGCUCUAUGGUGUCACUACCCUUGAUGUUGUCCGUGCUUCCCGCUUCGUCGCUGAAGUCAAGAACUUGGAUCCCAAGGAUGUCAAGGUCACCGUUGUUGGUGGUCACUCUGGUGUCACCAUUGUUCCCCUCCUUUCCCAGACUGGUUUGGAAUUCACCAAGGAAGAACUUGAUGCUUUGACCCACCGCAUCCAGUUUGGUGGUGAUGAGGUUGUCAAGGCCAAGGAUGGUACCGGUUCCGCCACCCUUUCCAUGGCUUUCGCUGGUGCUCGUUUCGCCAACUCUGUCUUGGAAGCUACCGUCGGUGGUAAGAAGGGUGUUAUUGAACCCUCUUUCGUCAAGUCCGAUGUCUUUGCCAAGGAAGGUGUUGAAUACUUCUCUACCAACAUUGAGCUCGGUCCCAACGGUGUUGAAAAGAUCCACGGUCUCGGUGAGAUCUCCGACUACGAGAAGGAACUCGUCAGCAAGGCCGUGCCUGAAUUGAAGAAGAACAUCGAAAAGGGUAACUCCUUUGUUCAGUAGAUUAUCUCUUUUUCCGUCCCAUUUGGAGAUGUAAAUUUUGUACAAUAUUUGACAGUCUAAAAUUUUUUUUAAUGUAAAACGAUCGUGUAAUCAUGGAAUUCUGCGGAUUGUGAUUGGAUAUUGGAAUGAUGGGUUUCUUUUUGGAGUAAGGUGAUGAAAAAACAUGUCAGGAGUACGUGCUAUGUGUGAUAAAGCGAG
Molecule: messenger RNA, 1315 nt
Organism: Radiomyces spectabilis
Lineage: Eukaryota; Fungi; Mucoromycota; Mucoromycetes; Mucorales; Radiomycetaceae
Product: malate dehydrogenase, NAD-dependent
Exons: 4
Coding region: 101-1117 (338 amino acids)
Biological process (GO): malate metabolic process; tricarboxylic acid cycle
Cellular component (GO): cytoplasm
Molecular function (GO): L-malate dehydrogenase (NAD+) activity
Source: RefSeq, a predicted model, not a curated record